UCGUCGAUGCAUGGAGAGGACCAAAUGAAUGGAGCUAAAUUUGAAAAAUCUUCAAAUGCAAAAUGUCUGGAAGUCAGAUUGAUGGAUUAUUUUGAUGAAGGAUCUAUUGCAUCAAGUCCUCUUUACUCGUAUGAAGAGCGUGCAUUAAACCAGGAGAUUACAGAACGGUUGUCACUGCAGUGAGAGAAGUCCCGCCGUCAAAGAAGCUUCGGAAAAAGUUGGCCAACGAUGGCUCACCAGAGGCUCAAUUCAGACCCUCGAUGCAGCGAGAAUGGACUCCCGUUGGGCAAGAAGCACCAUGCGUCGGGCGGAGGCAACAUAAAAGACAAGAUCUCUCUUUGGGAGGGAAAAGAAGCCUUCAAGUCCUCAUUUGUGGGUUUGAGGAGCACAGGUGAGCAGAGUGAGAUGGGAAAUGUCAGGGGAGUACAAGUUAUGAAAUGUCAUUAUGACAAAGACAACAUGGGGAAACAUGCAGAAUGGAGGCCACCAGUUGAGAAACAGCAAACAGGGAACGAGGAUAAUACAGCCUAUGAGGAACACGAGGAGAAUGUGGAAACUUUGGAUUCAAGGCCUUGUUUAUCCCCGCCGAAGGACCAGCUAAGGACAUUAACACCAACAAAAACAUCAGAACAAAGCAAUCAAGAGAAAAGAGCAGUAUUUACUCUUUUCCAAAAGCUGGACGCCAUGGGUCAGAAUGACGGGAAGACGGCCCCGGAGGUCGGAAACUACUUUAGCCCACCGAGCAAGGACAAACAGGCGGAGGGUGAAAGGAAAGACAACGUGUCCACGGAUUCGGGGUCUUCGUCUGUGAACCCGCUCCCCAAACCCAAACGCACUUUCCAGCAUCCUGCUACUAAAGGGCAGCGGAACCUCCCCCCGCUGCCCAAAACGGCCUCAAGACCCUCACCUGGUGCCAACAGGGGACGACAGAACCACCACAACAGAAAAACACUUCAGGGUCAAGACAUCCCAGUUUCAAAGUGCUCACCGACUCUGGAGCAUCACUAUGAAGACAUCCUGGACAAAGAGAACCCGUAUGAGGACAUAGAGAUGGAGAGUCAAUGCUCCCAGCAGUCUUCUUUACCCUCGUCUCCUGGUGCUGACACAAGCAAGGCUUCAAGGCCAGGCUUCUUUAGGCAGAAUUCCGGCAGGACCUUUAAGCUGCUGGACCUGCGUCGGGGUAACCAGCAGAACCACAGCGGCAGUAGCGGUGUUGCAUCCCCAUCCCAGCUCAGCCCCCCGUCCACACCGACCGAUACCCCGUGGUCGUCCUCGGACCUCUACAGCUGCACAUACCGUAGGAUACCAACGUUGGUCCAGAGGAUCAACAGCAUCUUUGAGGCUCGGAUCGGAAAGAAACACCUGAGGAGGAUUUAUCAUUAUGCUGAGACCAGCUCAGGGAGAGUAACCGACGAAAACAGCGACUCUGAACGUGAAUUUGAAGAGAGAGCCAAAGGUAGGCAACAUCUCUUAAACGGCUUUGCAAGUUUUCUUUCAUGGACUCUUCAUUCUGACGCAGCCCACCGGCAGAGGUUGGUCUCAGUGCAGUCCAUACUGGGUCAGCCUAGCCACAUGGGGGUGCAGUGCAACAGUACCAAAGCCAGAAACAUGGAUAAUAAUCACCAUCAGCAGCUCUUUGAAUACUUCCUAGUUGUGUCACUGCAGAAGGCCAAAACGGGUGGCCAUUAUAUACCUGAAGUCACACAGCAAUUCCCCCCAAAGAUGGAAAGAAACUUCAAAUUCUUACGGGAGACCGAGGAUCAGCUUAAGAUUAUUCCCAAAUUUUGUUUCCCAGAUGCUAAAGACUGGGAGCCGGCAGACAGCGAUCCGAGUGAGAUGUUCUCGUUUGUAUUGACUGGAGAGGAUGGGAGCAGGAGGUUUGGAUACUGCCGCCGCUUACUGCCUAACGGAAGAGGAAAACGUCUGCCAGAAGUCUACUGCAUUGUCAGUCGCCUUGGCUGUUUUAAACUGUUCUCCAAGGUGUUGGAUGAGGUGGAGAGGCGGAGGGCUCUGUCUCCCGCUCUGGUGCAGCCGUUCAUGAGAGCGAUCAUGGAGGCCCAGUUUCCAGCUCCGGGCAGGACCAUCACCGUCAAGACUUUCCUCCCAGGCUCGGGCACGGAGGUGAUGGAGCUAUGUCGACCGUCCGACUCGCACUUGGAACAUGUGGACUUCGAGUGUCUUUUUUCCUGCCUGAGUCUGAGGCUGCUUCUGCGGGUGUUUGGUUCUCUGCUUUUUGAGCGCAGGGUAAUCUUCACUGCGGAUAAACUCAGCACAUUGUCCCAGUGCUGCCACGCGGUGGUUGCGCUCCUCUACCCGUUCGUGUGGCAGCACACCUACAUCCCUGUGCUCCCCUCUGCCAUGCUGGACAUCGUGUGCACCCCGACCCCUUUCAUCGUGGGCCUGUUAUGCGGCUCCUUGCCUCAGCUCAAUGAGCUGCCCCUGGAGGAGGUUCUGGUUGUUGAUCUGGGGAAAAGUCGAUUCCUAAAACAGAUGGAUGACGAAGACUCCAUCCUGCCUUCGAAGCUUUAUUCCGCCCUCGAGAAUGUUUUGGAGAGGAGAAGAGAGCUUGCCGGAGGAGGUGACGCUAUCAAUGACCACCUCAGCACUGUCGUGUCCGAGGCCUUUGUUCGCUUCUUCGUGGAGCUGGUAGGCCACUAUCCUCUCUUCUUCUUCAGCGAAAGGGAGGACGAUGUCUCUUCCAUGUCGUCCGCCCCUUGCUCCUUUCAGCGGGAGGCCUUUCGGAAGGCAGUCCCCUCCAAGACAACGAGGCGCUUCCUGGAGGUCUUCAUGGAGACGCAGAUGUUCGGCUGGUUCAUCCAGGAGAGGGAGCUCAACGGGCCUAGUCUCAGAGGGCUUUUUGAAAUGAGGGUGCACGAGUAUCUCGACACCAUCCAUGAGAGUGAACAUCGGAGGGUGAACAGGUUUCUCAAAGGUUUAGGGAACAGAAUGAAAUUUCUGUCCAAGAAAUAAUGACACAGGAAGGAUUCUGCCUUAUUCUGUUGAUUUUUAUACUUUCUUUUGAAAAC
Molecule: messenger RNA, 3026 nt
Organism: Phycodurus eques (leafy seadragon)
Lineage: Eukaryota; Metazoa; Chordata; Actinopteri; Syngnathiformes; Syngnathidae
Product: DENN domain-containing protein 2A-like
Exons: 18
Coding region: 229-2970 (913 amino acids)
Biological process (GO): retrograde transport, endosome to Golgi
Cellular component (GO): actin cytoskeleton
Source: RefSeq, a predicted model, not a curated record